Dipodomys spectabilis (banner-tailed kangaroo rat) is the source of this 1059-nucleotide messenger RNA. RefSeq names its product doublecortin domain containing 2C (gene Dcdc2c). NCBI's taxonomy places the organism in Eukaryota, Metazoa, Chordata, Mammalia, Rodentia, Heteromyidae. The coding region runs from base 1 to 1059 and encodes 352 amino acids. The transcript has 10 exons. Gene Ontology annotation, biological process: intracellular signal transduction. Gene Ontology annotation, cellular component: microtubule organizing center; microtubule. The record is from RefSeq and is a predicted model, not a curated record.
AUGGGCACGCGCGGGCCCUACGCGCUGGUGGACACCACGCCGGCCAAGACCAUCCUGGUGUACCGCAACGGGGACCAGUUCUUCGUGGGCCGCAAGUUCGUGUUCUCGCGGCGCCGCGUUGCCAACUUCGAGGCGCUGCUGGAGCAGCUGACGGAGCAGGUGGAGGUGCCCUUCGGGGUGCGGCGGCUCUACACGCCCUCGCGGGGCCGCAUGGUGCGCGAGCUCGACGCACUGCAGGCCGGCGGCAAGUACGUGGCGGCCGGCCGCGAGCGCUUCAAGAAGCUGGAUUAUAUUCAUAUAGUUCCCAGAAAACCUACAAAGAUGAAAAAGUUGAAGGAAAUCAAGCCGGUGGUACAUUGUGACAUUAAUGUGCCUUCCAGGUGGAAAAUGCACCACUGCAUAUCCCGACAUAUAAAUGUCUUUACAAAUGGAAGAUUAUUUAUCCCACCUGUCAAGGUGAUUAUACCCAAGUUCAGCCUGUCAGAUUGGAAUAGUGUGCUGGCCACAGUGGGCGAGAAAGUCUUCCCUCUUGGAGGUGUUCGGAAAUUGUAUACGUUGACCGGACAGCUCUUGGGCAGCUCUCAGGAUCUGCAAGACAAUCAGUUUUACGUUGCUGUGGGGCUGGAGCCUUUCAAGUCUGUUUCCUACUGGAGCUCCCCGCGGGUUCCCUGUGAGGUCCAGCAAAGGUACAUGGAUGUUGAGAAACUUCUACCAAGAAAGAAAAAAGUGGACGCCAAAGAAAAAGAGCUCCCCCAAAGUGACAAAGCUCUACCUAAAACACAGGAGUCUGUUUACUACGCCAAAGAAGACAAGAAGAAGAAAUCACUGGCAGAACCUUUAGAGGAAACUGGUGCGGAGGGAGAUGUGUAUAAAGCACAGACGCCUACCGAGGAUACCCAAGGGGCGCUGGACGUCAGAGAGGACCCCGAGGUGAAGGUGGAGGUGCCGGAGGACCAGGUGCCAGCUGAAAUAGUUAAAGAGGAGGACGAGGUGUACAGCGACACCGUGGAUGCCGAGGCCAUCAAGAACCUGUUCACCUUGUACAGCUCCUGGGUCUAG